Molecule: messenger RNA, 550 nt
Organism: Drosophila navojoa
Lineage: Eukaryota; Metazoa; Arthropoda; Insecta; Diptera; Drosophilidae
Product: kunitz-type serine protease inhibitor homolog delta-dendrotoxin
Molecular function (GO): serine-type endopeptidase inhibitor activity
Source: RefSeq, a predicted model, not a curated record
UAGCCCAGUUCAAUCAGUCUAGCGAAUUCUGUUAUUUGGCCAAGAGCAGAGCGAAUUCAGACACUUGCGGAAUGUCCUAUUUCCUGCUGCUGCUUCUGACGGCAUUUGUUGCCGCCGACUGGCCCGACCUCGAAGUGGACGACUGCAAACAGCCGCCGGAGUACGGCAGCUGCCACUCCCACAUCCGCAUGUGGUACUACAAUCGCAACACCAGAAGCUGCAAGCCCUUCGACUACUCCUCCUGCGGCGGCAACUCGAAUCGCUUCUUCACCAAGUCCGAGUGCUUCACCCACUGUGCUCCGCAGCGCACAGCUCCAAUUAAUCACUGAUCGAAUCUAAACGACGAAGCAGAGGCAAUGCCCGAGGCCCAAACGAUUUGCGGCAGACUAAAACUAAGUUUUUGGGUUAAUGCAUAUGCAGAUGUGUGUAUUGAAUAGACAUGCAUAUUAAUAAUAUAUAAGCAUAUUUAUCUAUACGUAUUGACAGAGGUUCAGCUCAUUAAGCUCGCAGUUUGUCUUACGCGACUUUAACAUACUCUCUACUGAGUUGA